GCGACACAGUCGCCGCCUUCCCUUCGGGGUCCGCUCCGGCUGCACCAUGCGUGAGCUGGCCGUCGAGAUCGGGGUCCGAGCCCUGCUCUUCGGGGUCUUCGUUUUUACGGAGUUUCUGGACCCGUUCCAGAGAGUCAUCCAGCCGGAGGAGAUCUGGCUGUACAAAAACCCCCUGGUGCAGUCGGACAACAUCCCCACCCGCCUCAUGUUUGCCAUUUCUUUCCUCACGCCCCUGGCUGUGAUCUGUGUGGUGAAGAUUAUCCGGCGAACAGACAGGACUGAAGUUAAGGAAGCAUUCCUAGCCGUGUCCUUGGCUCUCGCUCUGAACGGCGUCUGCACAAACACGAUUAAGCUGAUCGUGGGCAGACCGCGCCCCGAUUUCUUUCACCGCUGCUUUCCAGAUGGGGUGAUGAACGCGGAGAUGCACUGCACGGGGGACCCCGAGCUGGUGUCCGAGGGCCGCAAGAGCUUCCCCAGCAUCCACUCCUCCUUUGCCUUUUCGGGACUGGGCUUCACGACGUUCUACCUGGCCGGCAAGCUGCACUGCUUCACAGAGAGCGGGCGGGGGAAGAGCUGGCGGCUGUGCGCCGCGAUCCUGCCCCUGUACUGCGCCAUGAUGAUCGCGCUGUCCCGCAUGUGCGACUACAAGCACCACUGGCAAGAUUCGUUCGUGGGCGGCGUCAUUGGCCUCCUGUUCGCCUACAUCUGCUACCGACAGCACUACCCGCCUCUGGCCAACACGGCGUGUCACAAACCCUACGUCAGCCUCCGGGUGCCGGCCUCGCUGAAGAAGGAGGAGGUGCCGGCGGCCGACAGCGCGCCCAGCCUGCCCCCGGAGGGCGCCACCGAGGGCCCCGUGUGACCAGGGCUCAGGAGGUGGACGCGAGGAGGCACCUCUCCCACCGACGUCGUCACACGCGAGGU
Messenger RNA from Eptesicus fuscus (big brown bat), 924 nucleotides. RefSeq names its product phospholipid phosphatase 4 (gene PLPP4). The transcript has 7 exons. Lineage: Eukaryota; Metazoa; Chordata; Mammalia; Chiroptera; Vespertilionidae. Gene Ontology annotation, molecular function: phosphatidate phosphatase activity. Gene Ontology annotation, biological process: phospholipid metabolic process. The record is from RefSeq and is a predicted model, not a curated record. Bases 47 to 862 code for a protein of 271 amino acids.